UGUUUUUAAUGAGCAACGGAGUUUUACUCUCGGCCGGCCAGAAUUGAGGCUCAUUACCGCCACUUGACCUACAACCGAAAGGGGCAACUGCGACGCUGUGUACGUACGCUCGCUCGCGAUUAUUUUGCACAAGAAAUCUGCCGUUUCCUGAAAAAUUAUGCCCGCUUCGAGCUUCACCUUGUUAUUUUCUACGCUGGUUAUCAAUGGAACUAUUGGGAACAGGAUUAGUUACGACAACCUGAUCGAGGAAACGGUGAGCAUCGUCCGUUCCUGCACCAAAUUCGAUUCGGACGACACUCUUCUCCUAGCCGGGGAAUACGAAGACUUCUUCAAGCAACCAUCGUUCGACGAGGUUCCGGUCGCAUUGAUCUCCGAAUCAAAAUCAGCAUUGUUCGAAUUGUAUACGCUGAGCAAAUACUCGUUCUUCGUAUUCGAACAAUUUACUUUCCUGCACUAUCUAUGGCGAUUGAAUCAAUUCAUUUUGAUCGCAUCCUCGCAGCCGAUGCUGCGACUGCUUCUGCAAAAUGUAAACGACUCCACCUGGGCCAAUUCUAACGGGCUUCACGUCCUGAUCGACGGCCAGACCGAGAAACGAGGUUGCGUGAACGCUUUCAGGUUUCUGUGGACCGCCUGGGAAUACGACAGGAUCAACACGAUUUUCCCGUGCAUCGAUCCUGUCGAAGGACUCGUCCUCUAUACUUACAAUCCUUACUCGAAUGCAGCGCCGGCCGGCUGGCAGGAAGCCGGCCGCUUCAAAGGCCGCGGCGGACAUCCGUGGGUGCUGUUAAAGAGAAAGUAUAACAACUCGGACAGGUGCGAGGAUUUACUGUUCGACAGGACGAAAGACGUGAACGGAUACGUGAUCAGAAUGAACGCGAUCUCCUUUAUCCCAUAUCUACGAAUAAAUCCGAGCAAAACGGGCGCGGACAAGUUUACCGGCGACAACAGCGAGAUCGCGAAGAUAGUCGUCGAGAGGUUGAAUGCUAGUCUACAGGUGCUGGAGCACAACGGCACAAUAUACGAUCUCGGGGGGAUCGACAGCGACGGGAACGUGAUGGGAAUGAUGGCAGAGGUGGCUACCGGCGUGGUCGACAUGGGAAUGAACGUGAGAAGCCUCCACGCUAUGUGGAAAGUCGAACACACGUAUCCUCACGAAUUGGACGGCCUCUGUGUGAUCACUCGACGAGCAGGACAGAUAUCAGAGCUUUACAAGAUAGUUUCAUUCAUAUCACCAGGCGCGCUCGUUGUGAUUAUUAUUCUUAUGCUGAUCGCGCUCAGCGUUCUCACGUUGUACACGGGUUUCCUGUCAUCGUGCAUGAACAUCAUACGUUUAAUUACCAGCGUGUCUAUGAUCGGCUUGCCUGUCACCAACUUCGGCAGGAUACUCAUCAGCAAUUUGUUUUUCUUGGUCUUUAUCCUGAAUGCUCUAUUCCAGAGCCACUGGUCUUCUCUGCUCACGAUUCCGGUCUCUCUACCAAAUAUCAGAACGGCGGAAGAUCUCAAAAAAUCGAACUGUGAGAUUUACGGAUCCGUGUACAACAUACAUGUGCUCCAGGACCCGGAAUUCCGAUCGCGUUUUCACGCGGAAACGUACGAUGGUUGUAAGCAGAGGGUCCUGAAAUCACGAUACGCCGCCUGUUUGGACAACUGCAUUCAUUUGUACACGAGGAUCCAGAACGAACCGCUGCGACGAUCCGGGUGGAUCCAGCAGAACGUACAGGUAUACGUGACCAGGGAGAAUUGGCCGCUGCUUCAUCGCGCGAUGGAGGUGAUCCGUAAAUCGGUCGAAGCUGGCCUAGUCACCAUGUGGAAAAAAUUGAACACUCGGUGGAUGCACGCCGCGUGGCAGAGGAAAAAAAUAGCCAGGGACAAGAGCUUCAGGAUUCUCGAGAUCCGGCACGUCUUGUUCAGCUUCUACUUGCUCGCGGUCGGACAUUUCUUCGCGGCUACGGCUUUCAUCGCGGAGAUCAUUUUCGCGAGACAACAGAGACUGGGACAUCGUGCGACACGGCAAAGAUGACUUAUAAUAUUGUUGUACGCUUUGUCACAUUUCAAGAGAUAAGAUAAAUACAUGAUUUGUACUCGACAAUCCUACCUUUCAAUUGGUCAUUGAGAAACAAAUUCAUUUCUUUGUCAUUGCACUCGUCGUAGAUUGGGUUAAUGGACAAUUGACGAGACGAGACGAUGGCUAGAUAAAUAGGUACGUGCACGUGUACUUGCAGCACGAAGAAGCAACGAACGAGAAGUCAGGAUCGCUGCUCGGGUGUUAUAAAAAUAAAUCUUAAUUGGUCAAUAUUUUAUUUAUUCCUUCACUUUAUUUUAAACAAUUUGUUCAUUCAAAGGAUCUCGUAAAAU
Molecule: messenger RNA, 2355 nt
Organism: Ceratina calcarata
Lineage: Eukaryota; Metazoa; Arthropoda; Insecta; Hymenoptera; Apidae
Exons: 4
Coding region: 158-2020 (620 amino acids)
Source: RefSeq, a predicted model, not a curated record